AUGCUCCCGGGAGAGCCUGAGCAAUUUCCAUUAGCAGCUCCAGUGCUUCGUCGUGACUUCUACGUCGAUAAUCUACUAACUGGCUCUAACGACGCGGAAUCUCUCGCCAUUACCUGCAAAGAGCUUAUCGCACUGCUUGCUUCUGCAGGACUUCCACUCCGUCAAUGGUUUUCUAACAGCCAAACCGUUCUUGAUGCCAUUCCACAGGAGCUUCGGGAAACUGAAACUUUACUCGACUUGGACCAUGAAGCCUCCGUCACAACGUUGGGUUUACGAUGGGAGCCUUCUACCGAUCUCCUUUCCUUCAAGCAACCGAAGUGGACGGAGUUUGCCACGUUAACGAAACGUGCAAUCCUGUCACAAAUCAGCAGUUUGUUCGACCCACUAGGUCUCAUCGGACCGACCAUUUCGAAGGCAAAGAUUUUGCUCCAAGGAUUAUGGAAACUCCAACUCGACUGGGACGCGGCAGUCCCACCAGUAUUUGUAAGCAAUUGGCAGGAAUUCAAGCAAAACCUCACCGUUCUCACUCAACUACGUAUUCCUCGACACGUUCUCAGUCCAGGUUACGCAAGGCUGGAAGUUCACGGCUUCAGCGAUGCAUCAGAGGCUGCAUAUGGUGCAUGUCUGUACCUCCGGUCGAUAACAUCUGCGGGAUCCUGCACAGUUCGCCUCCUGAUGUCAAAAUCAAAGGUCGCUCCUAUAGAUACCAAAAGCAUUCCUCGACUCGAGUUGUGUGCUGCUCUGCUCCUGUCCAAGCUUCUGGUUCAAGCCAUGGACAGCUUCGAUAUUUCCGCCACGAUAUAUUUGUGGACGGAUUCCACCAUUGUCUUAAAUUGGCUCUCCGCAACACCGUCUACGUGGAAGACGUUUGUGGCCAAUCGUAUAGCUGAGAUUCAGGAGAUCACCAUUCAUGCUGUCUGGAAUCACGUUCCGUCCAAGGACAAUCCAGCGGAUUUCAUCUCUCGGGGCAUGAAUCUCGACGAACUCGAAAGGAGUUCACUGUGGUGGCACGGACCGCAGUGGCUUGGCACGUUAGCUAUACCAUGGCCUGCUAAGUACUCUCCAACAAAAUCGUUACCGUCGGAUGAAUCAGAAGCUCGCAAGAUCGUCGUACUUCCAGUCGUUGAAGAUGAAACGACCAAUGAUUUAGUGUUCCGCUACUCCAGCCUUCGUCCGCUGCUUCGAAUAGGCUCUCUCAUACGAAGGUUUGCCGAGAAUUGUCGGCGUAGCAAGAAUCAUCAAGAUCCUCUUGUGGGGCCGCUCACCGCAACCGAAAUCGAUCAAACUCUACUCGCUUUUGUGCAUCGAGCUCAAGAGCAGCACUUUGAGAAGGAAAUCCGUCAACUUUCCACCACUUAUCAAGUAGAUCGCAAGUCCAAGCUCCGAUACCUUCAUCCACAGCUUGUGGACGACAUUAUUCGUGUCGGCGGUCGGUUGCACAACGCACAGAUCCCGAUCGAAGAGAAGUAUCCGAUCGUCCUCCCGGCCAAGCAUCGACUGACCGAAAUGAUAGCGACCAAAGAGCACCAGAAAACGCUCCACGCUGGCCCUGGAUUGUUGCUUUCGUCCUUACGUCAACGAUUUUGGCCUCUUGGCGGUCGGAAUUUAGUUCGCCAGGUCAUCCACCGAUGCAUGACGUGCGCCCGAGCUAAACCGAAAUCUCUCGAACAGCUGAUGGGACAACUGCCUCCUGUUCGGGUCAACCAGGCGUACCCAUUCCAGAAUGUCGGCAUAGACCUGGCCGGCCCGAUCUACGUGCGCACAUCGGUGAGAAACAGACGUACUCCGUUCUUCAAGGCAUACAUCGUGGUCUACGUAUGUCUCGUAACCAAAGCCGCUCAUCUCGAUCUCGUGUCUGACCUCACCAGCGAGGCAUUCAUUGCCAGCCUUCGAAGAUUCACCGGUCGUAGAGAAAAGCCUGCACAGGUAUAUUGCGAUAACGCGACAAACUUCGUGGGGGCGAAGAGAGAGCUAGAAGAGCUACGGAAACUGUUCAUGUCCCAGCAGCACAAGGAGUCGGUAGCGCGAGAGUGUUCAGAAAAUGGAAUCCAAUUCCACUUCAUCCCACCACGUUCGCCUUCGUUUGGUGGAAUCUGGGAAGCCUGCGUGAAAUCAGUCAAGACCCUGCUCCGCAAGAUUCUUGGCAAUGCACACCUCACUGAGCCUGAACUACAAACUGCUCUAGUGCAGGUGGAGGCAAUGCUCAACUCACGCCCUAUUACUCCACUACCAGACGAUCCUUCCGACGAGUUCGCUCUCACUCCAGGACACUUCCUGAUCGGCAGACCACUGAACGCAAUGCCCGAUCCUGACCAGCAGGACAUUCCCGAGUCCCGCUUGACCCGGUGGAGACGAGUACAGCAGCUCACCCAACAUUUCUGGUCCCGUUGGCACAAGGAGUAUCUGGCUACACUGCAAAAUCGCUACCGCUGGAAUCAAGUUCUCGACAACCUCGCCGUCGGUUCCAUCGUCGCCCUCAAGGACGAGAAUGUUCCGCCACAAAAAUGGCCUCUCGGGCGCGUGAUCAGCAUCCACCCUGGUACCGACGGAAGAGUGCGGGUCGCCACAGUAAAGAUCAGUUCAGGAACAACCAAGCGUGCCAUCUCAAAGCUGUGCCUACUUCCAGUCGAGAUUGAUCCUGCCAUCGUAACUUCGAAUGUGGUUCAAAACAUCAGUAAUUCUGUUAAAUCGUCGUUAGAAGAAGACCUUCGCUUGAGGAACCAAGCCGCUGGACCAGCUCCCGGCCCUUGCUCAGGGAACAGAGCCGCCGGACGAGUUCCCGGCCCCUACUCGGGGAAACGAGUCGCCAGACGAGAUCCUGGCCCAUGCUCGGGGGAAUCGAGCGGUUCCUGA
Messenger RNA from Ochlerotatus camptorhynchus, 2853 nucleotides. RefSeq lists its product as uncharacterized. Gene Ontology annotation, biological process: DNA integration. The coding region runs from base 1 to 2853 and encodes 950 amino acids. Lineage: Eukaryota; Metazoa; Arthropoda; Insecta; Diptera; Culicidae. Gene Ontology annotation, molecular function: nucleic acid binding. The transcript has a single exon. The record is from RefSeq and is a predicted model, not a curated record.